Molecule: messenger RNA, 1746 nt
Organism: Thalassophryne amazonica
Lineage: Eukaryota; Metazoa; Chordata; Actinopteri; Batrachoidiformes; Batrachoididae
Gene: glra1
Product: glycine receptor, alpha 1
Exons: 10
Coding region: 6-1424 (472 amino acids)
Biological process (GO): chloride transmembrane transport; regulation of membrane potential; chemical synaptic transmission
Cellular component (GO): postsynaptic membrane; neuron projection; plasma membrane
Molecular function (GO): transmitter-gated monoatomic ion channel activity; transmembrane signaling receptor activity; glycine binding
Source: RefSeq, a predicted model, not a curated record
AAACAAUGAGACUCGCAAAAAUGUGCAGCCUAAACGCGCUGGGGAUCUAUUUGUGGGAAACGGUGCUGUUUAUCAGCUUGGCAGCAUCAAAGGAAGCCGCAGCGAGAAAAGCCACCUCCCCAAUGCCACCGUCCGAGUUCCUCGACAAACUCAUGGGCAAAGUCUCAGGUUACGAUGCCAGAAUCCGACCAAAUUUUAAAGACCCCAAAGGCUCCAAAAAUGAGGCUACUCACAAGAAAGGCCCACCUGUAAAUGUAACCUGCAACAUUUUUAUCAACAGUUUUGGGUCUAUUGCUGAAACAACAAUGGACUACCGAGUGAACAUCUUCCUGAGACAGCAGUGGAACGACCCUCGACUGGCCUACAGUGAGUAUCCAGAUGACUCGCUGGACCUCGACCCUUCUAUGUUGGACUCCAUCUGGAAACCCGACUUGUUUUUUGCCAAUGAGAAGGGGGCCAACUUCCAUGAAGUCACGACUGACAAUAAGCUGCUACGUAUUUCCAAAAAUGGAAAUGUGCUCUACAGCAUAAGAAUCACCCUGGUCCUGGCCUGUCCUAUGGAUCUGAAGAACUUCCCCAUGGAUGUGCAGACGUGCAUCAUGCAGCUAGAGAGCUUCGGCUACACCAUGAACGACCUCAUAUUCGAGUGGGAUGAGAAAGGCGCUGUGCAGGUUGCCGACGGCCUGACGCUACCUCAGUUCAUCCUGAAAGAGGAGAAGGACCUGCGGUACUGCACCAAGCACUACAACACAGGUAAAUUCACCUGUAUCGAGGCUCGUUUCCACUUGGAGCGGCAGAUGGGUUACUACCUGAUCCAGAUGUACAUCCCCUCACUGCUCAUUGUCAUCUUGUCCUGGGUUUCCUUCUGGAUCAAUAUGGACGCGGCACCGGCCCGAGUGGGUCUGGGCAUCACCACAGUGCUGACCAUGACCACGCAGAGCUCUGGUUCCAGAGCCUCGCUGCCCAAGGUGUCCUACGUAAAAGCCAUCGACAUCUGGAUGGCCGUGUGCCUGCUGUUUGUGUUCUCGGCCCUGCUCGAGUACGCCGCUGUCAACUUCAUCGCCCGCCAGCACAAGGAGCUGCUGCGCUUCAGACGGAGGCGACGACAUAUGAAGCCUGAGUCUUGGCCUGUGUUGCAGGAGGAUGAGACGGGCGAGGGCCGCUUCAGCUUCCCCGGCUACGGCAUGGGCCCCGCCUGCCUGCAGGCCAAGGACGGCAUGGCCAUUAAGGGCAACAACAACAACGCGCCGACCUCGGCCCCGCCCGAGAAGAGCAUCGAGGAGAUGAAGAAGCUGUUCAUCAGCCGGGCCAAGCGCAUCGACACGGUGUCCCGUGUGGCCUUCCCGCUCGUCUUCCUCAUUUUUAACAUUUUCUACUGGAUCAUUUACAAGAUCAUUCGCAGCGAGGACAUCCACAAGCAGUAGGCGGAGCAGGCGGAGGACAAAAAUGGUCACGGAGUUGGAUGCAGAGGGAUUGGAGAUAUCAUUGCCCACUUUUUGCUCUUUCUUGUCCUCUUCCUGCAGCUUUCUCUCCAUCCUGGUUGAGGAAACUUUGCUUUUUGUAGCAGAUGCCCCUCCUUCACCCCACCUGGCCCCUCAUAGACUUCACAUUGAAUAUUUAUUGAUUUUUUUUUUUUUCCUAAACCCCAUUCCUGCCCUGCCUCCUUACACUUCCUAAAUAAUCUGGAAAAGUGCAAUAGCAAUGCAGUAAAAUGCAUGAUAUAUGAAUGUGGCAAUAUAUAUUAAA